Messenger RNA from Blepharisma stoltei, 261 nucleotides. NCBI's taxonomy places the organism in Eukaryota, Ciliophora, Heterotrichea, Heterotrichida, Blepharismidae. The record is from the annotation of a GenBank genome assembly.
AUGGAGCCAUUCUUGGUCUGCCAGAAAAAAUUUUGACAAAAAGAUCCUAAUCUGCCAUUACCACUGAGUUUUGGUGUUUCCAAAUUUUUUGGGCAAGCCAAAUGCAAUAAAAAAAAUUGUUCUUUUGCGAUGAUGCAUUUGGCUUGUCAAAAAAAAUUGGAAACACCAAAACUCAGUGGUAAUGGCAGAUUAGGAUCUUUUGUCAAAAUUUUUCUGGCAGACCAAGAAUGGCUCCAUAGUGGGCUAUUCUUGGUCAAUUAG